Molecule: messenger RNA, 984 nt
Organism: Erpetoichthys calabaricus (reedfish)
Lineage: Eukaryota; Metazoa; Chordata; Cladistia; Polypteriformes; Polypteridae
Product: olfactory receptor 10A2-like
Exons: 1
Coding region: 1-984 (327 amino acids)
Biological process (GO): G protein-coupled receptor signaling pathway
Cellular component (GO): membrane
Molecular function (GO): olfactory receptor activity; G protein-coupled receptor activity
Source: RefSeq, a predicted model, not a curated record
AUGAGUAACUCAAGCAGCACAAGCAGCGAUUUCAUCAUCGUUGGAUUUCCAGGACUGCAGGACUACCAGAAUAUUCUGUUCAUUGUAUUUUUGGCUCUUUUUUUGGUAAUUUUAAUUGGAAAUGUCACCAUCCUGCUGUUAGUUGUUGCCGAUCAGCGGCUCCACACGCCAAUGUAUAUUUUUCUCUGGAAUUUAGCUCUGUUAGAUGUGUUAGUGGCCGUAUCAAUCAUACCAAAGCUGCUUUCUGUAUUUCUGUCACAUAACACUUUGUCCUUUACAGAAUGUUUUGUACAAAUGUAUUUUGCGCUCUCAUUUGGAGCAAUUGAACUUUUCUUAGUAGCAGCAAUGGCUUAUGACCGCUAUGUUGCAGUAGUGAAGCCUCUGCAUUACAAUGUCAUUAUAAAUUUUAAAACUUGCUUAACUAUUAUAGCAUCUGUUUGGGUUAUGGGUGUCAUAGUAGUCUCUAUAACAGUCAUACCAGUUACCCUCCUGCCAUACUGUGCUUCCAAGUAUAUCAUGCAUUGCUUUUGUGAUUAUCCAGCUGUGAUUUCGUUAGCUUGUACUGAUGUUACGUUUUACGCUAACUGCACAUUUUCUCUUGCUAUGAUUGCAGUCUAUGGAUCCCUACUGUUUGUUCUGUGGACUUACUGUAGAAUAGUCAAUGCAGUAAUUAAACUCAAGUCUGCAGAAAGCAGGAAGAAGGCAUUUUCUAUGUGCAUCUCCCACGUGAUUGUAGUUCUGAUGUUUUACAUUUCGUGCUCCACUGUCUACAUUGGGCUAAAAAUAAAUAAUAUCUCUUAUGAUGGACGUAUUUUCAUUGGGGGCUUGAAUUACUUUUUUACCCCCAUGGUGAAUCCAAUCAUUUACAGUUUGCGAAAUGAGCAAAUAAAAGCAGCAGUGCAAAAAUAUCUGAAUUUGUAUACACUUUUUCACAGGAAGGACAAAAUAUCAUCAACAGUUCAUAGUACAGCAGCAGAAAGGUAA